AUGAGCAAUCCAGUCCACGAGAAAGCAGUGGUAAUAGGGAUCUCAGGGCCCUCGAGCAGCGGCAAGACGACCCUCGCACGGUUACUACAGCGUGUGUUCUGCGGGGUGAAUCUAAAGCCAGAAGACUCACGUCUAAAUACCUUCACAAUCCACGAAGAUGAUUUCUAUUUCCCGGACGAUAAAAUCCCUUACACAACAACCGCCUCCGGCGAGAAAAUUCAAGACUGGGACACAGCGUCGGCAAUCGACAUCCCCUUCCUCUCGCAAGCGCUACACUACGUGCGCGAGAACGGGACACUCCCACCGCGACUACGGAGCAAGGAAGACCAAAACGACGCGACAGAUUCCGGCGUCUCAGACGAUCUCGUACAGGAGUUGAGGGGUGUUGUUGGGUCUCGGUUGCAGAGCAAAAGCAAAGUAGCAGGAAAGGACAGCGAAAGCCCGACUAUCGCAUUCUUAGAAGGCUUUUUGCUAUUUGCGCCGCCCGGGCAAGAACAACAUGUCCUCCGUUCCGUUCAUGACGCUAUACAUCUUCCUCUUUUUCUGCCUGCGGCGUAUGGGGUUGUUAAGGCGAGACGUGAGGGGAGGAGUGGGUAUGUGACUGUUGGACCGGCGCUGGAACCGCGGGGUACUGGAGAUGGGGGAGAUGGUGGGGGUGGGAAAACGGGGACGGAUAUUGAUCUUGAGGCUGAGGAUGAUCGGCCACCGCAGAAUUUCUGGGUCGAUCCGCCUGGGUAUGUGGAUGAUGUUGUUUGGCCGCGGUAUGUGACGGAUCAUGCUUGGUUGUUGAUUGCCGAGGGUGGGGACGAGGAUCAGAAGGACGGGAGUCAGGCUCUGACGGAGGCUGAGCUUGUUCGGAGGAUUGGGGAUGGGACUAGGGCUAGGACUGACGUUGGGGUUGAGGUUGCACCGGGGUGUGGGAGUGCAGGGAUGGAUGUUGUUUUGAGAUGGGCUGUUGAGUUAAUCCUGGGGUAUUAUUUGGAUCGGAUGGGGGUAUAG
Molecule: messenger RNA, 999 nt
Organism: Penicillium verrucosum
Lineage: Eukaryota; Fungi; Ascomycota; Eurotiomycetes; Eurotiales; Aspergillaceae
Product: ribosylnicotinamide kinase
Exons: 2
Coding region: 1-999 (332 amino acids)
Cellular component (GO): cytoplasm
Molecular function (GO): ATP binding; kinase activity
Source: RefSeq, a predicted model, not a curated record